Torulaspora delbrueckii is the source of this 1758-nucleotide messenger RNA. It is a transcript of the gene DAK1, whose product is annotated as dihydroxyacetone kinase. The transcript has a single exon. NCBI's taxonomy places the organism in Eukaryota, Fungi, Ascomycota, Saccharomycetes, Saccharomycetales, Saccharomycetaceae. Gene Ontology annotation, cellular component: cytosol. The coding region runs from base 1 to 1758 and encodes 585 amino acids. Gene Ontology annotation, biological process: glycerol catabolic process. The record is from RefSeq and is a predicted model, not a curated record. Gene Ontology annotation, molecular function: glycerone kinase activity; ATP binding.
AUGAGUGCUCAAGUUAAAUCAUUCGAGGUUUCCGAUGCUUUAGAGUCUAGUUUGAGAGGGUUUGCAUCGGCUAACCCUUCAAUUACGUUGGUUCCAGAGGAAAAGGUAUUGUUUAGAAAGACUGAAAAGAAGAACGUGGCUCUACUAUCCGGUGGAGGAUGCGGCCAUGAACCUACUCAUGCCGGGUUCGUUGGCAAAGGUAUGUUGGGUGGUGCAGUAUGUGGUGAUAUCUUUGCCUCACCUUCUACCAAACAAAUUUUGAAUGGUAUUAGAUUAGUCAGCCAAAGUUCUUCUGGUGUGCUGUUGAUUGUUAAGAACUAUACUGGUGAUGUCCUACAUUUCGGUUUAUCUGCUGAAAGAGCCCGUGCUUUGGGAAUUGACUGCCGUGUAGCUGUUGUUGGUGAUGAUGUGGCUGUUGGCCGUGAAAAGGGUGGUAUGGUCGGUAGAAGAGCCCUAGCUGGAACUGUUUUAGUUCACAAGAUCGUUGGUGCGUUCGCAGAAGAACACUCUGAAAAAUAUGGUGUUCAGGGCUGUGAAAAGGUGGCUAACAUCAUCACAAAUAACCUGGUUACGAUCGGGUCUUCUUUGGACCACUGCAAAGUGCCAGGUAGAAAGUUUGAAAGCGAAUUGAAUGAGAAGCAGAUGGAAUUGGGAAUGGGUAUUCACAAUGAGCCAGGUGUGAAAGUACUUGAGCCUAUCCCAUCGACUGAGGAAUUGAUCUCGAAGCACAUGCUUCCAAAAUUGUUGGACCCUGCUGACAAAGACAGACAUUUUGUCGACUUUGACAAGGAUGAUAAGGUUGUAUUGUUGAUCAACAACUUGGGUGGAGUUUCUAACUUGAUCAUCUCUUCGAUCGCUGCCAAGACUACCGAUUUCUUGAAGAAAGACUACAACAUCACUCCAGCUCAAACUAUCACCGGUACUUUGAUGACCUCUUUCAAUCAGGAUGGUUUCAGUAUCACUUUGUUGAAUGCAACCAAGGCCACAAAACAACUAAACAAGGAAUUUAAAGAAGUGGAUUGCGUUUUCAAAUUGCUGAACGCCCCUACAACUGCUCCAGGCUGGCCAAUUGCUCCCAACUCGGAGGAAGCUCCAUCUUACAACAAGGACUUGUUGAAAGAUGAAAUUAAAGUCAAGGAUGCUGGUUCUUACGAUUUCGAUAAAUUCUCCAAAUGGAUGCAAAGCGGUGCUGAGAAACUAAUCAAGGCCGAACCUCACAUUACCUCUCUAGAUAACAAAGUCGGUGAUGGUGACUGUGGUUACACCUUGGUCGCAGGUGCAAAGGGAAUCACUGAAAACCUGGAUAAGCUCUCCAAGGAAUCUCUAUCUGAAGCUACAGCACAAAUUUCUGACUUCAUCGAGAGCUCUAUGGGUGGUACUUCCGGUGGUCUGUACUCCAUCCUGAUCUCUGGAUUUUCUCAAGGGCUCAUCGAAGCCUGUAAGGACGAGAAGGAGCCUGUAACUCCAGAACUCACCGCCAAGGCUUUUGACUACGCCUUGGAUACCUUAUACAAAUACACGAGAGCAAGACCUGGCUCUUCUACCAUGAUUGAUGCAUUGGAGCCAUUUAUCAAGGAAUUCUCAUCCUCUAAGGACUUCAGCAAAGCUGUCAAGGCUGCAGAAGAAGGUGCUAAAUCUACUGCCACUUUUGAAGCCAAAUUUGGUAGAGCUUCCUACGUCGGAGAUUCUUCGCAAGUUGAAGAUCCAGGUGCUGUCGGUUUAGUUGAAUUCUUGAAGGGUGUCCAAUCAGCUUUAUAA